Molecule: messenger RNA, 1332 nt
Organism: Symsagittifera roscoffensis
Lineage: Eukaryota; Metazoa; Xenacoelomorpha; Acoela; Convolutidae
Product: histone-lysine N-methyltransferase EHMT2-like
Exons: 7
Coding region: 22-1326 (434 amino acids)
Biological process (GO): negative regulation of transcription by RNA polymerase II; peptidyl-lysine dimethylation
Cellular component (GO): nucleus; chromatin
Molecular function (GO): p53 binding; histone H3K9 methyltransferase activity
Source: RefSeq, a predicted model, not a curated record
GAUGAAUUUUAAAUUUUACAAAUGUCUUUUAACCCUCACAUGCAAACCAAGAAAUCCACUACAGAUCCUGAAGUAGAAACGCGUGAUAAAGAGCAAAUUACACUACACGGUGAAAUCUAUUCCAAACUAAUUGAUAUUAUGGAGCUCGAUGAUGUUGAGGGCCUCCAGAAGCUGUGGAACGACCCCGAAAAUCAAAUCAAACUCAACAAGGCGAAAUUUGAGGAGGACCAGAAGUCAUUACUCCAUCUUGCAGUUGAAUAUCAAUCGAUGGAGUGCUGCGAGUUAAUUUUGCAGCAAGAUCAAUUCGCCGUAAAUGCGUGCUCUUCGAAUGGAACGACUGCCUUUGAGCUUGCAGUCGCCAGAGCUGAGCCGGAUCUCGAACUAAUUCAACUAAUGUUAGAUCGUGGAUGUGACCCCACUGCUAUCUUUCAAUUGGCCAUGCACGAUCUACAUGUCUACCAAUUAAUACAUUGCCAUCUUUUAAACAAGGCUAAAAGCAAGCGUUACGACCGGUUUACUCUGAUAGACGAUAUUGCACUUGGACUUGAGAAGUUCAAAGUGCCGAUGAAGAAUUACACCUCCACCACUGGUAUAUGGUCCAAGUUUUCACCUUUUAUUUACAUCAACAGAACAAUGGCUGGAGCUGAAGUUUCAGACACGGUACAGAUGAAUGACAGUCCUCGCGAACCCUGUGAAUGUUCAGAUGGCUGCGGCAACGAUUGUUCUUGUGUUAGGAGAGGAAACAUAACGUACUCAACUCCGGGUUUGAUCCACGUGCCUCCGUCUGAUCUGGAAUUUCCAGUUCUGUUCCAAUGCAGCUCAGAGUGUAGGUGCACUAACUGUGGCAAUCAGUGGGCUAGUUCAGGGUCAGAGUACCCGGUGGGUGUGUACUUUGUCUCUGAGUCGAUGGGUUUCGAUUUGAGGAGUAUGUGCACGAUUCCAGAGGGCGCAUUUGUGGGCGUGUACGCCGGUCGAGUGCAAGAUGUUAAAACCACGUGCGAGGACUCUGAUGACGAUUACAUUUUUGAGAUUCCCUGCUCAGUGGACGAGAAACACCAGCUAUUUAUAAACUCAAAGCAAUUUGGAAACUACACUCGCUUCAUAAACCACUCGUGCAAUCCUAACCUAGAAGUCAUCGAAAUUAAACAGGAGAAUUAUGUGAACUUCUCCAACCUCGGAAUCUUCGCGAGGACCGAGAUCCAAGAGGGACGACAACUGGCACUCGACUACGGAGACGAGUUCUGGAAAAACAAGAAGAAAAGCUUAAACUGCAGGUGCAAAUUUGAGAACUGCAAAUACGCUAAUAAUAUGCAGACUGCUGAAUAAAUUAUA